This is a messenger RNA of Enterobius vermicularis (human pinworm), 492 nucleotides long. The record is from the annotation of a GenBank genome assembly. Lineage: Eukaryota; Metazoa; Nematoda; Chromadorea; Rhabditida; Oxyuridae.
AUGGCGAUCAAAAUUGACGAAAAAUUGCCAGCUGCAGUGAAGCACAAAAAAGAAAGUAUCGCUGAAGAAAAACACUGUAAUGGUGACAGUCAUGUAACGCGGCAUAAACGUGCAAUGAAACGAAAGCUGCAAAAAGCCAAAACAUUCUUACCAGGACCUCAAACAGUUCUACAGAAGUGGAAGAAAAGAAAACUGAUGAACAGGAAGGCACUUCGUAUGAAGCAGAGGAGAAAACAACUGUUGAAAAAGAAGCGAUUUUUGAAAAAACUGUUAAUCACAAGAAAGCGAGCAAAAACUCAGGCUGCAAAAAUGACGGCGUUGAAAACUGCAAAAAUUGAUGCCAAAAAUCUUGCAUUACGACGUCAACAACUUCGAACACGUCGACUGUCAGCAUUGAAGGAAAAGAUGGCAAAUGAGAAGCAAAAAAAAGCAGUGUUUAGUAAACGUACCAGAAGAGUUGGAACUGUCAGAAAGUUGUUGUAUCGCAUGUAA